This is a messenger RNA of Callorhinchus milii (elephant shark), 931 nucleotides long. RefSeq names its product transmembrane protein 114. The record is from RefSeq and is a predicted model, not a curated record. Lineage: Eukaryota; Metazoa; Chordata; Chondrichthyes; Chimaeriformes; Callorhinchidae. The transcript has 5 exons. The coding region runs from base 84 to 848 and encodes 254 amino acids. Gene Ontology annotation, cellular component: apical plasma membrane.
GCUGACGUGGAUGGAGGUGGAUGCGAUGUAUUUUUUUAAAAUGCCAGCUAAGAUAUUAAAGCACAUUUCACACAGCCCUGCUGAUGAGUGAGACGCAUCUGAUAGACAGACUCCCACUGACUGUAUCACUCCUGCAUCAGCUCCACACCACCGCAUGGGAUGAAGAGGCAGAAGCAACGCCAGACGAGACAUCGAGUCAGUGCUGCCUUGUCAGGAUGAAGCUGACCUUCAGUGUCCUGUCGGUGUGUGUGGUUGUGCUGUGGGUGAUGAGUUUUGUACUGUUGGUGGUGGCAAUAGGCACAGAUUUCUGGUACAUCAUCGAUGCCUCCAAACUGGAAACGUUCUUCAAUUCUUCCGAACAGCUGGGAUCUCACUCUGGGCUUUGGAUAACUUGUAAACUUAAAAGUAAAUGUUUUCCGUUAAUGAAUCCAUUCUGGCAAGGAAGCAGGAAUUUUACAGAUACGCAAAGACAACUCUUAAACAUGCACGGAACAUUUGUAAUCCUGCUUCCACUUAGCCUUAUCCUGAUGAUUUUUGGAGGAAUAACCGGAUUUAUAAGCAUCUUAGCACGAGUUUACCUGUUACUGUUAUUGACGGGACUUCUUUUUCUGUUCGGAGCUCUGGUAACUCUCUGUGGGAUCAGCGUGUACAUUGGCUAUUCGGCUGCAGCGUUCAAAGAAGCCGUGUGUCUGUCUGGCAAGAAGAUCCUGGAAGACAUUGACAUCAGGUUCGGCUGGUCUUUGGCUCUGGCUUGGGUCUCGUUCGUUGCCGAGGCCUUCGCAGGUGUCUCGUUCAUAUUAGCUGCGAAAAUGGUGGGAGUGAAAAAGAGACGGUAUGAAGCAACCUGAAGUUUGAAAAGCCUUCCGUCCACAAUGCAAGUGCAGCUGGAUAUCAAACAAAGGCGUUUGAUUAAAGCAUUUUUGGGGUCUCA